Molecule: messenger RNA, 1974 nt
Organism: Mercenaria mercenaria
Lineage: Eukaryota; Metazoa; Mollusca; Bivalvia; Venerida; Veneridae
Product: coadhesin-like
Exons: 11
Coding region: 16-1605 (529 amino acids)
Source: RefSeq, a predicted model, not a curated record
AACUUCACGCUUUAAAUGUCAAAUGCCGUUCUCUAUGCCAAUGUCGAAUGUCGAACUUCUCGCAAUCUUUACACACUUGAUAUUUUUAAUGAAUUUACAGGUAAUUUCUCAUGUUUCAAAAAGUUUCGAGCGAAGAACAAUAACUGUGGAGGAUUGGUGAAGAGAAAGAGUCUGCCCAGUCCUGACAAAUGUUGCUCAGAUAUAGGCCAAGGAUUUACACUCCAAACAUUGGAUAAACUGGGGAAGAACAAAUAUACAUGUGUAUCAUGUAAAGAAUGGGAAAGACAAAAAGAUAAGGACCCUGAUACAACAACAUCUUUACCAGAGGAUGUACAUUGUUUCCGUAAGUUCCGAAAGAAGCAGCAAGUAUGUGGAGGUCCAAUCAAACAGCGCAAAGUGUCCACCGCAGAGGACUGUUGUUUUGGUCCAGGACUCGGGUUAACAACUGUAGGACUGGACAGAAAAGGGAAGAACAGAUACACGUGCAUGUCAUGUAUUGAAUGGAAGAAAUCACGUGGAUAUAUAACAACAUUACCUACAACAACAACAGAAAAGUCGUCUGGCGAGUGGGGACCAUGGGGUGAUUGCAGCACAACCUGUGGGACUGGCUGGCGGACACGAUACCGGGAGUGCAGUAGCUGUGAGGAGACCGGAGGGUUGAGCAUACAGUCUGAGCCGUGUAUCGUCCACUACUAUUGUCCAAUCGAUGGUAACUGGGGUGAAUGGAUGACAUGGAUGACGUGCACGGCGUCUUGUGGCGUCGGCAUCCGGCGGCGAGAGCGGUUCUGUAAUAACCCGAGGCCUAUGCACGGCGGCGAAGAUUGUGAAGGACCAGUGUUAGACGAAGAAUCGUGCAAUGAGGAGCCGUGUGCUGUUGAUGGAAACUGGGGCCAGUGGACACGGUUUGGUAUGUGUAGUCGAACUUGUGGGCGAGGAGAGAUGACGAGGACUCGUGAGUGUAACAGUCCCGCUCCUGCUGGGGGUGGGAGGCCGUGCCAUGGCGGUAGUGUAGAAACAAGGAGGUGCGAACGGCGGAAAUGUGCAAUUCAUGGAGGAUGGUCGACAUGGGAAGAAUGGUCUGGUUGCCCUGUCACAUGCGGUACAGGCGCACGCACGAGAUCGCGUGCUUGUAAUAGGCCACCGCCUAGAUUUGGAGGACGACACUGUGAUGGGUCUGAACUGGACACUGAUAUCUGUGAUAUUGGAACACCAUGCCCAAUACAUGGCGGCUGGUCAGAAUGGAGCGACUUCGGAAGUUGUCGGGCUGCACCAUGCCAGCGCGGUCACCGCAUCAGAACCCGGGUUUGUGACAAUCCCCGGCCGCGUAAUAGAGGGCGCAUGUGUCGUGGCCGCAGUGUUGAACGUGUAUCAUGCAUGAACGAACAGGGUUGUCCUGUUGAUGGCGGUUGGUGUGAUUUUGGACUCUGGUCUCCGUGUAGUGCCACGUGUCUCGGCUAUACUUCGACACAAACACGUUCAAGGGCAUGUCACUGUCCACCAUCACAAAAUGGCGGCAAAACCUGCGAAGGUGAAUAUUUGGAGACCAGGAAGUGUUCAGGGAAGGUACCAUGUCCAGAGUCACCGUCGGUAGAUGUUGAUGGUUGAUUUUAAGAUUACAGUUUCAUCGUUACCAAGAAAUGUUUGUUCGUGAAAUUUGCACGCAGGGACAUUCUCCUUAUCCGGUUUUUGAAAUGCAGCUAUUCAUUUAACAAACACAAAGUAUUUAAUUUUCACAGUGUUUAUGAUGGUGCGAACGCGUUUUGAAACACUGUAAACGUGUAGUGAUUUUAGUGACAUAUAAAAUCAUGCACAGAAAAAAAGAAACAAGGGUAAUUAAUGCUGUUUAUAUACAUAAAAGCAGCAGAGUUUUAAACACAAGUCAGUUAUAAUUUAGGAAUGUCUAUAUUUACGAAUAAAACCAAGUCCUGCAAACUAAAGUGCGCUUGACCAGGUGGGACAGUAGCAAAUAAAUUU